Messenger RNA from Ambispora gerdemannii, 1392 nucleotides. The record is from the annotation of a GenBank genome assembly. Lineage: Eukaryota; Fungi; Glomeromycota; Glomeromycetes; Archaeosporales; Ambisporaceae.
AUGUCUUUUCGGCUUCCAUUUACGAAGCUUGCUCACCAUCCCACCAAAAAUCUCUUGAUCCUCUGUUUUGGCAGUCAUUUUCAGGCAAUAGAUACCAGUACCGGAGUAUUGUUGGCAACAACACAAUCGUCAUUCACUUCAAUAAAAACUACUACGAAUAUUUCUACACCCUCAACAACCGGACCAGCGGAAGCAGUAAACUUACUUCCUAGACCUAAACAUGUUUUGUCCAGUGAGGAAGCACACACAGAGCUUAUUCGUAGUAUCGCGUUUAACGCGCAAGGUACCUGUAUGGCUUCAACUAGCGAGAAUAAAGUUUUAAAAAUUUGGGAUUUGGAAGAGAAGCAAUGGAAACUUAAAAACUCCAGAUCAGUCGUGAAACGUGUGGUUUCUCUUGUUUUUGAUCAGACAGGCUCCAAGAUUAUAGUGGCCGAUAAAUUUGGUGACGUUUACAGAAGCUUUCCUAUAGAUUUACCCGAGAAUAAUGGCAAAACAUCUUCACAGUUACUCUUGGGACAUGUUUCAAUGAUUACUGAUAUGACGCUUACACCACUCAAUAAAUACAUAAUAACAUGUGACCGUGAUGAACAUAUACGCGUCAGUCGAUACCCAAACGCAUAUAACAUUGAAUCAUUUUGUUUGGGACAUACACAUUUUGUCUCAAAACUACAUAUAAUUCCAUGGGCAGCCGAUUUUCUAAUAUCAGGUGGUGGAGAUGACUUUGUCGCAUUAUGGGAUUAUGUCCAUGGCACUCUGUUACAAACUUUGGAUGUUAAACAAUUUGUUGAUUCACAACAAGAGAGUGAAUCAAUAACUGCGGAUAAAUCUAGAUCAGAAGAAGCUAGUGAGGAAGGAAUCGCGAUUUCAGCGAUCACCAGUAGCGCAGUAUCACAACAUAUUGCUUUGAUAAUAGAAAAGUUAAGACAAAGAUUCCCCGGAAUAAUAAUUUUAAGAUGGGAAGCAGAUCAAAGUCGCGUCGUUUACCAUAAUACACUAGAAUUAGAAAGUGAUCCCCUAGAUAUUGCAUAUGACCUUUUUGGUAAUUUGUGGGUAUCGAUUACAACCUCGGAGGAUGAGAAAGAAAAAGAGCGACCAACAUUUUUGGUAAAUUUGUUCAGACAAGCUGUUAAUGAUAAGUAUGAUAAAGCGGCAAAUGAUGAUCCAUUAGUAAAAGAAAUUAAUCAAUAUGGAUCGAUGCUAGGUAACGAAGAAAAUAUUGACACUUUACCGGACUUGUAUCCUAUUGGUCAACUUCGUAAAGCGGGGACUGAUUGGCGCGUUCAACGUAAUCAAGAUGAAGAUUACGAUGAUGUUGCGCGCAGUUUGGAAGGUGAACUUGCUUCCUCAUCAGAUGUGAACAAGUCUAAACGAAAGAAAGUUAAGACAAAAUAA